CCUCCAUCCCUUGCCAACCAUUCGUCUUCCUCCCAUUGCAUGUCCGGGCACACUCUGUCGCUAGACAUCUCAUAGGCUGGACCGUUGGACUUGGCAGGCACUUAGAAUAUCCCGUAUGUUCCGCCACCAUUUUAACCCAACAGCCUGUUCAUCUAAACACUACUACAACCUCAUUCAUUAAUCCAUCGGAUAACCCAUAUAUCAUCGAAUUCUGACUUGGGAAUUUGAUUGUUAGUGACGCCUGGGGGCAGUGAACGGAAUAAUCGCACCAUCACAAAGCGCAUAAAUGGCAACUACAGGAAUGAACGAACUAGACAUUGAGAAGGAAAUUAAAUCUCUCGACAUUCAACUACAUUUUUCAGAUUAUCAAACAGCCCCAGUCAUCGCCAAUGGGUCACCCAAGCGAUUGUGUGUCCCCCGCAGGACCUGUCGCUCUCUGGAGGUUUCCCGGGCCCAGGGGGCACAUCAACAACAACGAAUACUACUGCACGGAGAUGGGUCAUCUGUACAGCCCGUGUCACACUCGCAACUCUAUAAUGUCCAUCAUUCCAGUGAACGUUCAAGGAAAACCCAUUGGGAACCCAACACGUGGAUGGAUCGCAUACCAGACGACAGACCAGUCAACCAACUCAGCAUUCCCGGCACCCACGACUCGUGCGCCCGGUCCCAAGUCAUCUACGUCCAGACGCAGACACAGACCGUGUCGGAGCAGCUGUUCUCGGGCGUGCGCGCUCUCGACCUGCGGCUGCGCCGCCGGAGCAAUGGCCAACUUUUUUGCUACCACGGCGGCGUGCCCCUCGGCUCGUUUGGCAGGCCGCUGGCCCUCUCCACCGUCAUGACCGAGGUCUGGGCCUUUAUGAUCCAGACCGGCUUCACCGAGACAGUGCUCGUAUCCAUCGACAACGACGACCCCGCGGAUCGCGAAUCGGCUGAAGGUCGUCAUGCCUUUUACGAGGCCGUCGACGACUUUAUCAGGCAGACUCCGCGCUGGGGAAAGGGGGAGGGCGGUAGGGCCGGGCCGGAUGGCGGAGAAGGGUCCUCGCGCUGGUACUUGGCCCCUCAGACGCCGAUGUUGGGGCAGGUCCGUGGCAAGGCCAUCUUGCUGCGUCGUUUUGCUGCCGAAGGAGGACAUUGCACAUCUCCGCGUGCUGCCCACGGCAAUAGCAGCAGCGAGGACAGCAAGACUACCGAUGGCAUGGGAUUCGACCUCUCGGCUUGGGUUAACAACAGCCCCGACUUUACGAUCCAGACACCACAUGCCCAGUUCCGGAUACAGGAUAGGUGGAAAUACUCGGAAAGGAUUCGGCUCGGCGACCUGGUCGAAUCAAAAAGCGAUCUUGUCAAGAACCUGAUGGACCAGGCCAUCCAACAAGACCGAGAGCGGGGGCUCCUGGACGUAACCCAACACCACGAUUUGUGGUUCAUUCACUUCACCUCCGCCGUAGGCGAACCCUUCAAGCACGGCGAGAUCGCAACAGCCAGGUCCAUCGCCGUUGGGGAUUUUGUCGGAUGGGGCAAGUGGCAGCCCGGCGUCAACAUCGCCAUCGCUCAGUUCAUCAAGCAGUACGCACCGUCUGGGCGCAGGCAGAGGCUUGGCGUGGUCUUUAUGGACUUUGCGGUCCUGCCUGAAGACGCCGGACUGCUAGACUCCAUUAUCGCGACAAACUUCAACAGCAUUGGUGAGGAUGCCGUGGUGAUGCGGCCGUGACUGGAGUUGGUGUGAUGAUAUAGACUUGGCUUUUAAACUGAAACUUAUUUUGUGCGGGCGAUUUUAAGGUACCGGACAUGGAAAUGGCUGUAACGACUAGACAUGUUGCAUAGCGGGCAUAUACUAUCCUUGGGCUUUUACCACUAUAGAGGGCACUUGGUCCUCGGAGUUUGGUGUUGAUUCUUGUCCAAGGGCCAGGCAGGCAGGCAAUCUUUUACUCCCACGCUAGUAGUGCGCAACCAACAGAUGGUAGAUCGACUGAUAUUUCCAAAUGACUUGCAUUAUAUAUGUUGAACUGUAUAUACUUUUCAAGAGACGUUGUUUCAACUCUAGGCUUGUUCUGAAUGGU
Messenger RNA from Pyricularia oryzae 70-15, 2057 nucleotides. RefSeq names its product phosphatidylinositol phospholipase C. The transcript has a single exon. Bases 287 to 1708 code for a protein of 473 amino acids. Gene Ontology annotation, biological process: lipid metabolic process. The record is from RefSeq and is a predicted model, not a curated record. Lineage: Eukaryota; Fungi; Ascomycota; Sordariomycetes; Magnaporthales; Pyriculariaceae. Gene Ontology annotation, molecular function: phosphoric diester hydrolase activity.